Physella acuta is the source of this 2629-nucleotide messenger RNA. RefSeq lists its product as uncharacterized. NCBI's taxonomy places the organism in Eukaryota, Metazoa, Mollusca, Gastropoda, Physidae. Gene Ontology annotation, molecular function: protein binding. The record is from RefSeq and is a predicted model, not a curated record.
GCACUAGUGUUGCCGUGAGAUAUUACGUUUUGUGUUUUUAAAUUUCAAAGCUUCUAUCGUAAUAUGUUCUCAAGUUUUUAAAUUCUAAACUUUACUUUAAAAAAAAUGGACGAGGAAUACGACAGCUCUCACACAAUUGUAAAAAACACAGAAAACCUUCUACAGGAAAAAAGUUUGUUGGAUUUUACUGUACACGUUGAGGACGUUGAUUUACCAUGCCACCGUGUUAUUCUGGCAGCGUCGUCAAAUUUCUUCAGAGCACUUUUACUGUCUGACAUGAAGGAGGCUAAGGAAGGUCGUGUGACAAUAAGCGGGAUUUCAUACGAAACAUUUCAACUCAUCUUGAAGUCCAUCUACAAUGGGAAGAUAGAUUUGACUCUGGACAAUUUUAAAAACGUAUGGCAGGCAGCAGAUCAACUGCAGGUAGAUUUUAUCGUAGCACACUGUGAGGAUUUUGCUGCUAAAGCCAUUACUGUCGAGAAUUUUGAAAGUAUUGUGAUCACCGCUACAUGUUUCAAGUCUGAAAAACUUCUGAAGGCUACAAAAAAGUUUUUGUUCGAUAACUUUGACACGAUGAGUGAGCUAAAUGUCAGACCUAUAAUGGAGCUCGAGUUAAAUGAGUUUAAUGAAUGGAUAGAUGCUCGCGAUCUUAAAGUUAGGAACGAAGACUGGCUCAUAAAAACAGUGCUAAAGUGGGUGGAGUAUGUACCAGAUAAAACACAAAGCAAAGACAAGGAAGAAGACAAUACUGACCCACAACAAACUACAGAAAAAGAAAAUCAAGUCGAUAAUGAAUCUGAAAUAUGUUUAUUACGAGAUGAGAAAGGUGAUUUGAAAGGUAAUCCAAGUAAGAGAACUCAAGCUUUGACAACAUUAUUGAAGUCUGUGAGGACGUGUCUUGUGAGUACACCCCUUCUAAAACAUUUGCUAAAACAUCGAUUGAUAAUCAACAACACUGAAGCUAGAGAUGUUUUGAUUGAUGCUGUAUUGUAUAAGACAACACAUUAUAAUCACGGACAAUGGCGAACAAGUGCCAUACAUCGAGCCUCGAGUGAGUGGGAGCAUUGCGGUGUGGUGUACAUAAAAAACAAUGAGUUCCUCAUUAUAAGUGCAUUUGAUUUCACGAUGUACACCUGUGUUAAGAAUAGUGACAUAUCUCUGGAUGUAACUUUAGUGGUUUUUGACUCUUGCUUGUACGCCGCUGGGGUUAAAGAAGACACUGAAACUAACAGCUGCUUGUGUGUUUUGAGCGGUAAAGCAUGGAGCAAAAUUGCUGAAAUACCAGCCCGCCAUUUGAUUUUAGUUGCAUACGAACACUGCAUUUUUAUAUUGAAUAAAACGACUACUGAAAUUUAUCAGAUAUUCCCAAAAUGUGGGAACCCAAAAGUUGAAGAAUUUACUAAGCUUCCCGAAACCUUCAAAGUACAACAAGCAAUAAAUUAUCAGAGGAUGAUUCUGAUUUUCAGUUCUGUUACCGUCAAUGAUGAAGAGAAAACUGCAGUUCAUCAGCUGGACAUUCUAACAAAGAAAUUUACAGAGUUAGAACAAUUGAAUGGACCAGCAGAACAGAUAACAAGUUUCAGCGAUGACAACUAUACUUAUGUACUACAAACCAAUGGAAAUGUAUGGAUUGUUGAUCGUCAAGUUGGAAAUGUGACAUUUAAAGCAUUGGGAAGUUUGUGGAACACACCAAAAAUAUUGUAUGGUGCCCUGACAAGCGGACCAAAGCUCAUAAUUUCCCACCAAGGGGAAUCCAAAGUACAGUCGGAGAAUCUGAAUGAGUUUACACCGCCUCUAGGGGGCUACUUCAACCAAGUGUCGUAUUGGAGUGAGGUUGAUGUGCCAUGUUCCAAUUUUAUUCCAGUUGUGUUACUCAAAAGUGAAUUGCUACCAAUUUAAACAAUAUCACAACCAUUACCCAAUAUGUGAGUAUGGGUGUUGAGUUGGGUAAGUUACAUUGUUGUAUUUGAGACUUUGAUUGUUGUUGAAGCACACGCGAGAAGACCACUCAAAACUUGUCUUUCUUUGUUUAAUAUUGACGACACUGUUUCUCUGGCGACAUAGAUUUAAGGUAAAAAUUGAUGCAUCUUAAAGUCAUAGUUAAGCCGGGAUCUAAUUUAGGACUUUCUUUGACGAAGGUAUCCUGUCGUAUUAUUAAUGGGGCCUUAAAAGUACCGUUUUUCAUGAACGCAUGUUGAAGUUUGGGUGCAGUAUACAUAUUUUAAAGUGUGUUGAUCGAUGAAGGGAAAAAAGAUACAUGUGCCUAUUGUUUGACAGUUGUGCAAAAUAAGUUAUAUUCAGUAGAAGUAAUUGGUUAUUUAUUUGUUAGAUUUAUUUUAAGUAUUAGAAAAGGAUUUGAAACAUGGUGUUUAUUUUACUAAUUGUAAGAUUAAUAUAUAAAUUGCCUAGUUAAAAUAUUUUUCCUAAGCCAUUAGUAGUUUUAAUUAAUAUACUUUCAACUUACCCCUUUUAAAAACCUAAACCAUUUUAGAAUUUUGUUUUAAAAACAUUUCAUUUUAAUUUGUUUGUUUGAUUUUUUAAUUUGAUCAAUUUACACAUUUGAUUUACUACAUUUCGGUAAUAGUUCUCAUUUUAAUUGUUUAUUUCAUUUGUAUUUGAAAUAAAAUGG